This is a messenger RNA of Spinacia oleracea (spinach), 3294 nucleotides long. RefSeq lists its product as uncharacterized. NCBI's taxonomy places the organism in Eukaryota, Viridiplantae, Streptophyta, Magnoliopsida, Caryophyllales, Amaranthaceae. The coding region runs from base 1 to 3294 and encodes 1097 amino acids. The record is from RefSeq and is a predicted model, not a curated record. The transcript has a single exon.
AUGUUUGGCGACUUUAAUGAGAUUCUUGGCCCUUCAGAAAAGGAAGGCGGAGCUAGUCGAGGUGAGAGGCAAAUGGAUGCUUUCCGGGAGGCUAUCGACGAAUGUAGGAUGCGUGAUAUGGGAUUCCGGGGGAGCGUGUUCACGUGGCAAAGAGGAACCUCACCUCAGACCGUAGUUCGUGAACGAUUGGAUCGUUUUUUGGCAAAUGUUGGCUGGUAUGACGCAUUCCCUAAGUCGGAGGUACUUCACUUGGCAAGAUACCGCUCGGACCAUUUACCAUUAUUGGCGAACACGGACUAUGACCGUGGGAGAAGAUGUGAAGAACGUGCUUUCAAAUUUGAAUCCUUAUGGCUGUCAAAAGAGGAAUGUGGUGAAGUGGUAGCAGGAGCAUGGAAUGAACAGGUGGGGGGUUCGAUGGUUGCGAGAAUAGAAAGGUGUGCCGCAGCACUCUCGAAAUGGGCAAGCACAACCUUUGGUUCGAUAAAACAACAGAUCAAGAAUGCAGAAAAAGAGUUGAGGACAUUGCAGACCAUGUGCCCAGAUGUAAAUAUACUGGAGAAAUGUGGAGAGUUGAGCUCUCGGCUAGAUGAGCUACAUAAGCUGGAGGAGUCGUAUUGGUUUGCGCGUGCUAGGGCAAAUGAGCUACGAGACGGGGAUAAGAAUACCAAAUACUUUCACCAUAAAGCAAGUCAGAGGAAGAAGAGGAAUUUUAUUAAAGGUCUGAAUGAUAAAAAUGGGAUUUGGCAUACUGGAAACGAGAAGGUGCAGCUUAUAGUUGAGGAUUAUUUCCAAAGGCUCUUUACCACUGAUGUGCCGCAUGACUUUGAAGAGGCUCUAGCAGGAAUGUCCAGCUUGGUUACGAGUGAGAUGAAUGUAAUACUGGAUGCCGAACCAACUGCAGCAGAAAUUAAAGAUGCUCUAUUUCAAAUGCACCCCAACAAAGCCCCGGGACCGGAUGGUAUGCAUGCCCUCUUUUUUCAGAAAUUUUGGCAUGUUGUUGGAGAUGACGUUGUUCUUUUUGUUAAAGGGUGGUGGAGGGGGAAUGUGGAACUUGAUAUGGUUAAUAAAACUUGUAUUGUGCUCAUUCCGAAAUGCAACAACCCCACAAAUAUGAGUGAGUUUAGGCCCAUAAGUCUGUGUAAUGUUCUUUAUAAAAUCAUCUCCAAGACUAUGGCAAUCAAGUUGAAACCAUUUCUGUCCUCUAUUGUUUCUAUCCAGCAAAGUGCGUUUGUGCCCAAUAGACACAAUGCUCUUGUGGCGUUUGAGGUUUUCCAUGCCAUGAAGAGGAGGGGUGAAGGGAAAGAUGGUACGGUCGCACUAAAGCUAGACAUGAUGAAGGCCUAUGAUCGGGUCGAGUGGUCGUUCUUGGAGCAUGUCAUGUUUAAAAAGGGGUUUAGCAGUGAGUGGAUUCGAAGGGUAAUGGAUUGUUUAUCUAGUGUCUCUUUCUCUUUCAAGAUCAAUGGGCAGAUAUCCGGCUCAGUAAUUCCGACAAGAGGUCUAAGACAAGGUGAUCCUAUCUCCCCGUAUUUAUUUUUACUUUGUGCUGAUGCUUUUUCCACCCUAAUAUCUAAAGCAGCAGAGGAGAAGUUAAUACACGGUGCGCGGGUAUGCAAAGGUGCCCCAAGGAUAUCUCAUCUAUUUUUUGCAGAUGACAGCAUUUUAUUUGCAAAAGCUAAUUUGCAAGAAUGUUCGAAGGUGGCUGAAAUAAUUAAUAUCUAUGAGAAAGCAUCCGGUCAAAAAGUCAAUCUCAGCAAAACCGAAGUGGCUUUUAGUAAAUGUGUUAGUUUGGAAAGAAGAGAGGAGAUUGUGGUGACCUUAGGUGUUCGGGAGGUGGUCAGGCAUGAGAAAUAUUUAGGCUUGCCUACAAUUAUUGGGAGAUCGAAAAAAGCGAUUUUUGCAGGCUUAAAAGAACGAGUGUGGAAAAAGCUAAAUGGUUGGAAGGAGAAAUUGUUGUCUCGUCCUGGAAAGGAGGUUCUAAUAAAGGCGGUGGCUCAAGAAAUUCCUAUAUACAUGAUGAGUGUAUUUCGGAUCCCGGAUGGGUUGAUCGAUGAACUCCAUGCACUUAUUGCCCGUUUCUGGUGGGGCUCGACAGAUACAUCAAGGAAAAUGCAUUGGCACAAGUGGGAGUCAAUGUGCCUCCCGAAGGCGAUGGGGGGUUUAGGCUUUCGUGACUUGUGUUGCUUUAACCAAACCCUACUUGCAAAACAAGCUUGGAGACUCUACAAUGAUAAGGACUCCCUUCUAUACGCUGUACUAAAGGCAAGGUACUUCAAAAAUGAUGAGUUUAUUGAGGCAAGAAGGGGGUACAAUCCGAGUUAUACAUGGAGAAGCAUAUGGGGCGCAAAGGCAUUACUCCUGGAUGGGCUCAAGUGGCGUGUGGGAAAUGGAGUAAAUAUUAGUGUAUGGGAUGAAUGUUGGUUACCAGGCAACUCGGCGUCAAUAGUGCCCACACCAAACUUGAAUUGCGACCCUAAUUUGAAGGUGGCUGCAUUCAUUGAUACUGGAAAAGGAGGUUGGGAUGAGACAAUGGUAAGGGAGACUUUUAAUGCAGGGGAUAGCGAGCUAAUUUUAAGCAUACCAAUAUCUGAUUUUCUCCCACAAGAUAUGAGGUAUUGGUGGCCAACAAAGCAUGGAACCUAUACGGUUAAGUCAGGUUAUUGGCUAGCACAAUUGGGGCACCGACGUACGUGGAGCCUGUUCUUUGGCGAAGCAGAAGACAAGCUGUGGCAGCAGGUAUGGAAGGUAAAGGGUCCUCUAAAACUUUGCCAUUUCAUAUGGAGAGCAUGUAAAGGGAGUUUAGUCGUAAAAGAAAGGUUGCAAGCCCGUCACGUGGUUACUGAUGCUGUAUGUGCAGUAUGUGGAAAUGCAAAUGAAACUAUACUGCACGCCUUAUUCGAGUGUGAAGCAACCGAAGACAUUUGGAGGCAUAGUGAGUUUAAGGAGCUCAUCCUUGAUGCACCGGCUACCAAUUUUGGGGAGAGGUUUGUAUGGUUUACUGGUAAGGUCAACAAUGACGAAUUACAAAGAUUUUGUACUCUUGCUUGGGCGGGAUGGUUCUGCAGGAAUGAAAAAGUCCACAGCGGGACAACUUUGGUUCCAAGCCAGGUUGCUGCAAACUUUGUAAAGCUUGUGCACGAUUACCAGGAGUAUGCCCAAUCGGUAUUCAAACCGUGCACGGGGUCUGCUGUGGGGAUGGGAACAGGUGGGUGGAGGUGCCCAAAUGAGGGCUGGGUGAAGGUGAAUACGGACGCUCAUAUAGGGGUGGAGGAUGUUGGGCUGGGGGUGGCGAUGUGA